Messenger RNA from Papaver somniferum (opium poppy), 2430 nucleotides. RefSeq lists its product as uncharacterized. NCBI's taxonomy places the organism in Eukaryota, Viridiplantae, Streptophyta, Magnoliopsida, Ranunculales, Papaveraceae. The record is from RefSeq and is a predicted model, not a curated record. The transcript has 2 exons. The coding region runs from base 402 to 1361 and encodes 319 amino acids.
GGUCUAGCUAAUGAAGAAUAAUUCUAUAAAUUAAGUCUUUCUCUAAGCAUAAUCCUAGUUGUUUAAUGAAAACGAAAAUACUAUUGGAUCAUCCUACCUGAUCUUGUUUUUCAAAUUUUUUUCUUAUAGUUUUCACCUGAUUUACUAGUUUUUCAUACUUACUUUUGUUGGUGUAAUCCUUUUAACUUGAUGGCAAACUAAUUAUUUUGUUUCUCCCCUGUGAUUGUAGUCCUGUAUAUUGCUCAAUAAUGGCGUAUGCCUUAAAUUCAGUUUUGAUCUUGGCGUUUGCAGUUGUUGUUUACAUGCUUGUUGAAGAAUUGGAAUUAUCUGCUACUGAUGGUGUCCACUAGAAGAUUUCCGGAUCGGCUGACUCGAUACACGGUUGGUCCAACCCUCACAUAAUGCAUGCGGGUCGCACAUGCAAUUAUCACUAUAACGGACGAAAACCUAAAUUCAUCAGAAAACAUAAUUUCUUUCUGGGGUUCAAGUCAAUUAUCCUUAUUGCCUUUCCCGUAACGGAAAUUCCUAAGUUCUAUCAAUCAUCUCCGAUGUCAAAGCAAAAUCACAAGAUAAAUUCCAUCCCUUUUACUAGGAGUUACCCACAGACCCUAAUUCUCUAUUUCAAUUAUGCAAAUUUGUGUUCUUCAAGACUAACGAAGCCGCCAUUCAACUCAAUUAAGCAUGCAAUCUCUAUUAACCAAAACGAAGAUGGUGAAGAGGUAUCAACUCUUGCAAACCAGCUGCAUGACACCACUCUGCAGAUCGAUGAUGCUGAUAAUGAAAUUAUGAACCACUUUGAAUAUGAAACAGAUGAUAGUGAAAAAGAUUGGGAAAAUACCCUAAUUGGAAAAAUUAUAAUUGAGGGGAGAAUGUCAAGGAAAUCUGUGGAGAAACAUCUGAAUCUCACUUGGGAUUUUAUCGAUUCCGAAGAAAUCAAGCUGAAGAAUCUGCUACCGGAGUUCAUGAAAGAAAAAGUAAUAAGAGAAAUGGGAAAUAUCAUGGGAGAUGUAAUUGCAAUUGACCCACCAAACUACAUCCCUGCUGAUGGAGAACUGGUCAAGGUUUGUGUUACUGUGGAUAUGAACAAACCACUUAGAAGAGGAACCCUUGCCAUUAUUGUUGUUGGCAUUACCAGGUGGGUCAGAUACUUUUACGAAAAGCAACCACACAAAGUUUGCCCAAAUUUUUAUGUGAUAAACCUUUCUAGCAAGAAAAUGUUCUCUCUCGUGGAAGCUGCUCACAAAAAUCCACAUAAUUUUGGAGUUAAGGGAACCCUUCUAUGCAAGUCAGAACUCAAUCUUGUCCUGUCAUGCAAACCAGAAGGGCUAGUAGAAAAGGACGCCAGUUUGUUCCCCUACUGACGGUAUUCUGGUAAUGGAUGUAACCAGCACGACCGUUGUGGAUAGUCCCGAGAAAAAUGUUGAAGAUGAAGAAUAAGAAGGAAUGGCAAGAUUAGGUAAAAGACAGAAGAAUGUUGAACCAACAGGUCAGAGUAAUGUCACUCCUUCCAUGAACAUUAUCAGCAAGCAAGCUUCCCAAAGCACAACAACUAUGAUCAAUCUUGACCAACUUCAAUCUAAUGUGAGCAAUAUGCAAGCUGCAAGUAGCACAUGGAGUCUCAGGUAUUUAUUAUCAAACAUCUAUUUAUAAGUACAUUGAUAGAAGUUUUAAAAUUGAUUUUACUUCAUGCUCAAAUAUAUUGUUGUUUUGCCAUAUUUGUGAUUUUAAAACAAAGAAAAUUGUUCAUGGAAUGUGUGUGGAUUUGGAAACAAAACUACUAGAAAUCACCUUAAGGACUUGAUAAGGUCUAAUAAUCCCGACAUUAUUUUUCUAAUAGAAACUAGGAACAUCACAAGGAAAAUGAAACUCUAUACUUUUAACUUGAAUUUUCCCAAUUCCUUUUUCUAUGAUCCUUAUGGUCUUUCUGGUGGAUUUGUAGAAACAGAGAAAGAGAUAGUGAAAGGGUUGUUUUUCACCCAUAGGAGAGGCUCCUUUUUAUACAAUUAGAUAUCCUUACACAUCUAGGGUUAGGAGGAAAAUAUCUUAACACUAACACUAACUCUACAAUAAUUUAACACUAUAGUACUAGCUAUACAGUGACAUUCAUGACUCAUUCCAAUACUCCCCCUCAAGCAGGUGCGUAGAUGUCAUGCAUUCCUAGCUUGUCGAGGAAAGAGUUGAAUGGUCGACUAGGAACUCCUUUAGUCAGCAUGUCUGCAAUCUGCUCUCCUGUUCUUACAAACGGAGUACUGAUAAUCCCUGCAUUCAACUUCUCUUUAAUGAAAUGUCUGUCCACUUCCACAUGUUUUGUUCUGUCAUGCUGGACUGGAUUGUGAGCAAUGCUGAUUGCAGCCUUGUUGUCGCAGUACAACUUCAUAGGACCUCUAGGCUUGAAACCAAUCUCUGUCAACAAUAUUCUUAACCAUAAUA